This is a messenger RNA of Colletotrichum graminicola M1.001, 1569 nucleotides long. RefSeq lists its product as uncharacterized. The record is from RefSeq and is a predicted model, not a curated record. The transcript has 2 exons. Bases 1 to 1569 code for a protein of 522 amino acids. Gene Ontology annotation, biological process: transmembrane transport; carbohydrate transport. Gene Ontology annotation, molecular function: carbohydrate:proton symporter activity. Gene Ontology annotation, cellular component: membrane. NCBI's taxonomy places the organism in Eukaryota, Fungi, Ascomycota, Sordariomycetes, Glomerellales, Glomerellaceae.
AUGGGCUCCAAACUCUACUUUGGACUCACGGGCAAUGCCCUGAGUGUCCUUCAGCUCGCCCUCGUUGUGUGCCCGGCCUUCAUCCUCUUCGGAUACAACCAGGCUGGUCUCGGUGGUCUGAUCACUACCGAGGACUGGGUCAGGACCUUCCCAGAAAUCGACACCAUCAACACCACCGGCGAGACCAAGAAAGUCAACUCGACGCUGCAGGGCUUCGUCGUCGCUACCUUCACCAUCGGCGCCCUCCUUGGCUCCCUCUUCUGCUCCUGGGCCGGCAACGCCUACGGUCGCCGCAAUGUCAUCUUCUUCGCCGGCGUCUGCACCCUCAUCGGCGAGAUCCUCGAGUGUGCUUCCUUCCACCUGGCACAGCUCAUCGUUGGCCGUGUCAUCGUUGGCUUCGGUGUUGGACAGCUCAGCUCCAUUGUGCCUGUUUGGCAGAGUGAGACGUCCGGGGCUACCAACCGUGGUCGCCAGGUCGUUCUUACUGGUCUCUUUACCUGUGUCGGUUACGUCUUGGAGAGCUGGAUCAACUUGGGCUUCUGGGAAUUCAAGACCGGCCCUGUCACAUGGCGCCCUCCCAUCGCCAUCGCCAUCGUCUUCUCCCUUGUCUUGAUGAGCAGCAUCUACCUUCUUCCCGAAUCGCCUCGCUGGCUCGUCAUGAAGGGACGUACCGAGCAAGCCCGCGCCAUCAUUUCCGCCUUCAGGGGCCUGCCUGAGGAUUCCAUGGAGGUCAUGGCCGAAGUUGCCGGCAUUGAGCACUCCCUUGAGGAUACCAGCCAGAAGGCUGCCAAGCUCAGCGACGUUCUCAAGAUGGGCAAUGACAAGCUCGCCUACCGCUUUGGACUCUGCAUCCUGCUCCAGUUCUAUCAGCAGAUGUCUGGAAGCAACCUCGUUUCUGUCUACGCCCCCAUCUUGUUCCAGCAGAACCUCGGCAUGAAGCCUGAAGCGUCCAAGGCUCUGGCCGGUGGUGCCCUUACCUGGAAGUUCAUCUCGUCCUUCUUGGCCUUCUUCGCCAUCGACCGAUUUGGCCGUCGUGCCGUCUUCAUCUUCAGUGGCAUUGGCAUGUCUCUCUGCAUGACCUGCUUGGCCAUCACGACAUCCUUCCCCAAGGAUAACCUGGCUGCCCAGAUCGCUGCCGGCUGCUUCAUCUACCUGUACAACACCUUCGUCCCUAUCGGCUUCUUGGGUGCCAACUUCCUCUACUGCACUGAGAUUGCACCCCUCCGUCUCCGUAUGGCCAUGUCGUCCAUUUCUACCGCCAACCAUUGGCUCUGGAACUUCAUUGUUGUCAUGGUCACCCCUGUUGCCUUCAACACCAUUGGCUGGAGAUACUACAUCGUCUACGCCGUCAUCGCGGCCUGCAUCCCUGUCAGCGUCUACUUCCUCUUCCCCGAGACCAUGGGUCGCAACCUGGAAGAGAUCGAGCUUCUUUUCAGGGACUCUCCUUCCGUGUUCGCGACGGUCAAGUUCGCAAAGAACCGGCCCAUCGCCAUGCCCCAGGAGUUCGACAGCGACAAGCCGGGCCAGAAGGCCGAGUGCGUUGAGAAGACGUCUGACGACUCGGCUUGA